Molecule: messenger RNA, 1446 nt
Organism: Fibroporia radiculosa
Lineage: Eukaryota; Fungi; Basidiomycota; Agaricomycetes; Polyporales; Fibroporiaceae
Exons: 5
Coding region: 1-1446 (481 amino acids)
Cellular component (GO): nucleus
Source: RefSeq, a predicted model, not a curated record
AUGCCUCGUAAGAGAAUCGUUGCAGGAAAUGCUACACAGCGCACUCUAGACGGAUUUCUCAGAUCCAGCUCGCCUAUAGAGCUGCAGACAAAUCCUCAUGAAUCUAUUCGCAAACCGCGAAAGAGGCAAAGUCGCAAGACAGUGUCUGACUAUAACAGUUCAUCCGCUCAUAUACUCGCUAAUAAUGAUGAUUUGAGUCAAAGCAGCGACACAGGCGCGAUUCAUUUUGAGCAGCAAGUCACAGAGAUCAGCUCGGACGAAGAUAGUCAAAAACAGUCUCCCCGCCGGCCCGUAUCCAAAAAACGCAAAGUUACCGCGCGCAGAGCCGAUAGUGACGAUGAAGAUGUCGCCCCCGUUGCGAGUGAGGAGGAAGUGAAAGGCAUUCCAGUGGUAUGGAAAGCGCGAAAGACUGGUGUAAAGCGGUCGCAGGUAGUUGUGAGCGACUCAAGUGAAGAACAAGGAUCCAAGCAUCGGCGAAGAAAAUUCGUCAAGGGAAUCAGACCCCCUUCUCCUGAGGAGAAUUUGUUGAAUGAGGUCGACGAAGACAAGAUCAUCGAGCCCCGUCUCCGUCAGCGUGAUAAGAAGUCCGUUUUUCAAAGAAACCUUGAGAAACUCAAACGUAGGAAACGAGGAGAAGUCGUUGAAUCACCGUCGUCGUCAUCGAAUGAAAAGUCGGACGAUCCAGUACCUUUCAGACAUGCUAAACGCGACCGUUCCGCGGAAUCAAGCGAUCAAAGUGGGGCUGAAGCUAAUGCCGACGAUGGUGGGGAGGACGAGGAUAACUUCAUAGUGGAAGAUGACAGUACUGAAGCUCCAGCACUUCCCGUCGAGUUCAGCAUGAGCACUCACCAGGAUCUUGUCCACCAUUUCAAGACCAUUUGCCAGCUAUUUGUGCACGUUGCCGUUCAUCCUAAAAAGGAUCACGCGUUCGUCAUGGAAGAACUUCUCGAGCAGCAGUAUUUUAUAGUACCUUUAUCUGUCACUCGCCGUAAAAUAUCCGGCAUGCGGGAUUCCCUCGUCACUUCGUCCACAUGGAGACCUGAGUUCAAGAAAUCCUUAGAUACAUACCCUGAUUUCGAAACAUUCCGACUUGAUUUUGCCACACCUUCAUGUGACGCAUGUCAUCUAGGGGGGCGAAUGUCUACCAUACUCGGUAGACUGGGCGGUCGCCCAUACGAUCGUGAUUCCUUUGAGCAUUCCCUCUUCAAAGCUCUCCUGCUAGAGAUCGACUCACUGCGGGACGGAAAUGCAAAUGGGUUUGUACGUGUGGCUUAUGCUGGGAGCAUGAAGCCACCAGAGGACCUGUCGGAUGCAGACGCAAUUAUGGAAUGGUUGGAUUCCAGAGGUGUUAUCAAUUUUGAGUGGCUGAAAAUAAAGGAGAUGAUGGAGAGUGCCAGAAAUCUUGAGUCGCGUGCAAGGAAAGGGGAAGAUGAUUUGAGCGACUAG